AGAGGAAAAAUUCCGUCUCUCUACUUCGUUCUCUCUUCCAAUCCCAAUAUAAUAAUGGAGGCAGUGUUUUGAAUUCUUUGGAAUCAACGCAUUGAGGGAUCUGUUUUCUUCACAUCUUGAUCAGUUGAAGCUGUUUCUCUUGAAGGGUUUGUUAUUUUGUACUGAGCAAUCCAUUCUUGAAUUUUCUUGAUUUCUCAGAUUAGUCAGCUGCGUGAGCUGUGUGGAUGGUUUAUCCCUAUUGUGGAGACCCGUUCUUUAAAGUUCUCAAGGUUUACUUCUUUUGUUCAUUUAAUGAUUUCUUGUUCUUGUCCAAGAAUUAGUACAAAUCUCUUCCUUUUAUGAUUUUCAACUGUCUGCCAUUCGUGGGGAGCUCUCAUAGUUAUGGCGGCUUCUCACAGGAAAGCCCGGGUGAGAGAUGUGGCUUUUUGCCGUAUGAUUUUCAUUGGUGUAUUAGGAGUUGUUUUGUUGGUUUUGCUAAUAAGGACAAAGACAUUUAUAGAUUUAGUUAGCAGACAUUCAACAGAGACUGAUGAGAGUGGAUUGGCUCAUAACUAUACUUUGGUUUCUAAUAAGAAUUUGAAGCUUCCCAGACAGAAUGAGUUCUCGAUUUCCUUAGAAAAACGUAAUCAGAUGCCACCUAGGAACUUAGAUUUAUAUCCCAGGUUAGCCAAGAAUCAUGUAGUCAUUGUGUUGUAUGUUCAUAACCGGCCCCAAUAUCUUCAAGUAGCUGUCGAUAGCCUCUCCCGGGUGGCAGGGAUUAGCGAAACUCUGCUUAUUGUUAGUCAUGAUGGGUACUUUGAGGAGAUGAACAAGAUUGUGGAGAAUAUAAAGUUCUGCCAAGUGAAGCAAAUAUUUGCCCCUUACUCGCCUCACGUCUUUCCUAAUAGCUUUCCUGGUGUUUCACCUAAUGAUUGUAAGGACAAGGAUGAUCCCGCCAAGAAGAAAUGUGAAGGGACUCCAGAUCAGUAUGGCAACCAUCGGUCCCCUAAGAUUGUGUCGUUGAAGCAUCAUUGGUGGUGGAUGAUGAAUACUGUGUGGGACAGUUUAAAGGAGACGAGCCAGCACUCUGGUCAUAUUCUCUUCUUAGAAGAGGACCACUUUAUUUAUCCUAAUGCAUAUCGCAAUUUACAGUUGCUUAUAGAGUUGAAGCCUCAGAAGUGCCCGCAUUGCUAUGCUGCAAAUCUGGCACCGUGCGAUGUGAAAUUGAGGGGAGAAGGGUGGGAGAGUUUGAUAGCAGAAAGGAUGGGAAAUGUGGGAUACUCAUUUAAUCGGACGGUGUGGCAAAAGAUUCAUAGGAAGGCUAGAGAAUUUUGCUCAUUUGAUGAUUAUAAUUGGGAUAUAACAAUGUGGGCUACUGUCUUUCCUUCAUUUGGUGGCCCUGUUUACACAUUGCGUGGACCUAGAACAAGUGCUGUUCAUUUUGGGAAAUGCGGUUUGCAUCAAGGACAGGGGGAGACGGCUUGUAUUGAUAAUGGCGUUUUGAACUUAGAAGUUGCAGAAGUUGAUAGAGUUCCUAAUAUUAAAUCAGAUUGGGGAGUAUAUGUGUAUGAGCACCAAUCAGGUUAUCAAGCUGGCUUUAGGGGUUGGGGAGGCUGGGGAGAUAUAAGAGACCGCCAACUCUGUCUGGAAUUUGCAAAGAUGUAUAGGGCUUCUGGCUAAGAUGUCUGAACCUCGACGGACUGUUGUCUUCCUCUUGCACGUUGGUUGAUUUUGUUGUGUUUAUGAUAGAGAGCAUAAGCUGCUGUUACAAUUUUCUUUUUGUUAUACAUUAGAGAUGAGAACCUUUCUGUUCACACGUCUGCUGUAAGAAACCAACACUAUGCUUUUCCGUUUCUUAAAAUUUGUUCAAGCAUGUUCAUCCUCCAGUGUUUUAUAUGGCUAAUGUACUGAUUAUUUGUUUGAAUAGUUCUUCUUUGCAAAUGAAAUGUCAUGGUUGUUAUUUGACAACUUGAACCCUA
This is a messenger RNA of Sesamum indicum (sesame), 1958 nucleotides long. Its product is annotated as alpha-1,6-mannosyl-glycoprotein 2-beta-N-acetylglucosaminyltransferase. Gene Ontology annotation, biological process: oligosaccharide biosynthetic process; protein N-linked glycosylation. Lineage: Eukaryota; Viridiplantae; Streptophyta; Magnoliopsida; Lamiales; Pedaliaceae. Gene Ontology annotation, cellular component: Golgi membrane; Golgi stack. Gene Ontology annotation, molecular function: alpha-1,6-mannosylglycoprotein 2-beta-N-acetylglucosaminyltransferase activity. The record is from RefSeq and is a predicted model, not a curated record.